AGGUGGAGGAAGUGAGCAGCGCCACUAACACUUUGCCAGCGUUUGAGCUGAGUUUUGUUUGGACGACGCGCGCAGUUAGAGUUUGGUACGUUGCGCGUGCAACACGCGUUCGUCGUUCGCUUACAAUUCGUAUAAACAUACAUAUGUACAUAUAGGCAAAUCGUUUAAAUAAAACAUUUCUUUGUUUUUGAAAACAAAAAAAACAAAGUCGAGCUGUAAGUUUGAAUUUUAAAAUCAAAAUAAGAAGUGCAGAAAAGUUAAGAAAUCAAGAAGAAUUAAAGGAAUUAAAGUAAAGAAAAUAAAAGUGUUAAUUGAAAAAAGUGAAAUUACAGCAAAUUGCCAACAGAGUUGAAUCUAACUUUUGCGGUGUAUUUACAAGCCGAACGAACGCUUGACGAGUGCAGUAACAAAUCGUUAAGAUCGGAGAACAGAUACCUUCAAAAGGAAGUGUGCCACCACGGGUUUAACUAAAAUUCAACUACACCAAGAAAAAGUUCAACACACACCCUUGACGUCCAGUGAGUGCCAAGCUUAGCUUAGCCAAUGCACAAACCCGUGCAGAAAGCCAAACAAUUCAACAAUUUAAUGCACCAAAUUCACCACGACGGCUUCCAAACGCACAACGACUCAGCACACAUUCAGCAAUAGCAAACACGCCGUCAGCUUAUAAUCAGCAAGCGUUCAGCUACAACACAACUGCAAUAUGGCGACGACUAACACUGGCGCAACGAUAAUGAGCACAACGACAACAACAACCAUAACAACACCGGGUAUUGAUGACGACUAUGUGACCGUUGUUGAAGUGGACGAUCCCGCAUCCAAAGACACAAACCCCAGGCAGCUAGUCAAGCAAAGACAGAGCUCAGUUGAAGAAGACUCUUCGUAUAUAACUGUGCUAACGAUCAACAAUCAAACUCAAGUUCAUAGAAACAGUAGCGGCUAUAAUAAAAGUGAAGGAAAUGACAGUGUUGUUGCUGAAGAAAAUAUGAACAGUAGCGACACAAACGGUUUGGUGAUCGCCACAGAGGCGGAAGUGGAAUCAGAAACUGAACUGUUGGUGGUGCACCGCCAGCCAGGUGAACGUUUAGGCUUCGGUUUGAAGUUCCAAGGCGGCACACGCAGCGCCGAAAAGGUGCACAAACUUUACAUACAAUCCUGCGCCGCCGAUAGUCCAGCCUCCAAAGUGCGCGCCAGUUGGGGUGCGCUGCGCGAGGGCGAUGAAAUUGUCAGCAUUGAUGGGCAACGCGUCUGUGAAUUGACGCGCAUCGAAUGCGUGCGCUGUUUGAAAGACAAUGUGGCUAUACGGCUGCAGGUGCGCAACGGCCAUGGUCGCAAGCCAGAGGCAGAGGAGGAAGUGCUACUGCUGGCAGGUAGCACCACUGUGGAUGUUGUCAAUGGUGGCGUGACGGGGAUGCGUGUAUUGAGCAAUGACGCAGGCGGUACAGCUGUGAUUAUGAGCAAUGGCCAAAUGAAGGGCAGUCCACCGCCACCACCGCCUGUGCCGCCGCGCAAGCUGGUGAAGCGGAAGUCUUUGAAUGGCGAAAGUAAAGUGGCGGUGCCUGCGGCGGCUGCCAACAGUGCUGCUGGUGCAACGCCAGGGAUUACAGUAACCGCAACCAGCGCACCGCAGAGCAGUGAGGUGGAUAAGCCUUUUACGCCGCCACCAGAUGCAGAGUAUUACAUAAAUCUCUUCGCCGAUGGUCAAUCGUUGAAGACAGAGUCCGAAUCGGAUGACACUGCAAGCACAAUUUCGACAGUGAUUGAUAAAUUCUCCAUGAGCUCUAACUAUUCGUCCGAAUCGGACUUGUCCAGCUACACGUCGCUGACAAAUGGGCAAAAUGUGAUUAAUAAAUCAGAGUUGGCGAAGGUACUCAAGCCGUUUACAAUGCUGGAGCAAGAGUUUAAUGUGAAUGUGAAUGGCAAUGCGGCAGUGCAGCUGGAAGAGUGUCUAAAAAAAGCUGUAGAGUCAACGGGGGAUGUGAUGCCAGAUUUGUUAGCGGGCACAAUGACAGCGACACAGGUGAAGAAACCCGCUACAUUUAUACCAGGUAACAAUUACGAGAAUGUCGAAUUCAAAACAGAAAAGGUGAACACCUACGAGAAUGUGGAACUGAAGCCACAAUCACAAGGUGCGCCGUUUGUAGUAUUGCCGACACCGAAACCACGACAAGUUGUUGGUGCCGCAAGUGGAUCGCCGUUAGUUGAGCCCAAGAAACGUUCAAUUAUACCAACGCCACGUAAGAUUGCCACGCCUACCAAGCUACCCAUACAGGUUGCACCGCCCACAGUGCCAAGCGAAGCAAUACACGCAAAGACUUUGACAAAAACACCAACCACACCUUCUGCGUCUUCUCCACCCACUGCGCCUUCUACACCCACCACAUCUAUUACUCCGACGAAUAACCCAGUAACGCCCGCGAAUACACCAACUACACCCUCACAUGAACCCACGCAAAGUGCUAAAGAAUUCAUCACGAAGAUACCAAAAGCCAUUGCGUCGGUGUUUGGUCCAAAUUCACAACGUUCAUUCGAGCGUGCCAGGACUGAGGGCGAGAUCAAGCUCAGCAAGCAAACCCCUGAGUUGUCGUCCUCCAUCAGACAACAGACCGCCAUGUUUCUGGAUAAGGAAUGCCACAGUUCUACGGAUAGUGUUGUAAGUGUGACACGUAAGCCCACUACAGAGAAAUCAAAACCCGCGGAAGCAAACAAGUUGUCGCCACCUAAAUCACGCAUUCCCGUUGUGCUCUCUCCAAAACGCUCAUUUGAAUUAGACGGCUCCAUGGAGCGCAAACUCACCGGUAAUUCUUCCAAUAUACCACGCUUUUUAACGCACAAACAAAAGUCCGAAACGGAUCUGAAGCUCGGAUUCUAUCGCAGCAAGUCGAAAGAGUCUAGCCCACCGAUGAGUCUUAAAAUGCCGCUGCAACGUACAAAUUCAGCCGAAUCGAAACUAAAGAGUCCCGAACGCACACUCAUACCCGUUUUUAGUGGUCAGUCUGUAUCCGCAGAAGCCAUACUGGCCUCAACCACGCCCACUAAAGUGAAAGGCCCCAAACCGAAACCACCAGAGCGUAUACAAUCGUUGGGCAAAUCACCUACGCAUAUUCCCAAAUUGCAAACAUCAACUGUAGGUGGCUCUGUUACGGUGGCAGUGACGGACCGCAACGCUACAACGCACACGACGCCACCAACAUCACGCAGUAAUACACCCACAAUGCAAACAUUCAAACAACAGUCGCCGACCGCAAGCGCCUCACCCAAUCGUGAAAUACGUUUUAAGAUACAAACUUAUGAGAGUAAGACACAAGAGCCACGUACACCCUUCACGGAUGUUAACGAUAAUGAAGAUGACAAAAUGCCCAGUCUCUUUGAUUUGGUACGCAAGCACAGUCCGAAUGCGGAACGCAAAGAAGAAACGCCAGCCGUGACAACAACAUUGUCCACAUUUAAGUCGCCCACCGGCCAGCAGCAAGCACAACAUUUGGAGAGUAAUGUUGAUGAAGAAGACACGCCACCAGCUGUGGUAGGUAAAUGCAUCAAAGUGAGUGAUUCACAACCUACUUACUACUCAAGCUCAAGUGAUGAUGAUGAAGACGAAAACAGUGCAUUGCGUAAUGAGACUGAACGCGAUUAUGAUUGUGAGGAUGGUGAGAAGUUGGGACCGCCAGAGCUGAUAAAUGGUCCAGGACCAUCGGAGGCAUACUUCAAUCUCUACUGGCAUUCGAAUAUGUUGCCAACCAUUGGCGAAGUGGAGGAAGAGUUAUCGUCACUGGAGCCACAAUCCUUGCCGAAUGGACCGAUCGUAAUUGUGGAUGAUUUGAGUCAACAACCACAGCCUAAACAGUGCACAAAGAACGCUGAAGCAGAGCAGAUCACUGAACACAACCGAGAAGCUGAAAGUGAAGGGAAAAUAGUUUUAAAUGCGUUGAACGAGACAAAGGAAGCGGUCGAUGUGAAAAUUGCGAAAGGUACAAAACCGGCAACAGAAGAAGUAAAGGAGUCACAAGGGACUGGUAAGUCAGUAGAGCAAAGUGAAGCCGAUGAUACAAAGUCAGAAACAGCCACAAAGAAAGUGAAAGGCACAAAGGCGGAACAGAUCGGCAUCACCGAGUCGACAAGUCCAAGCGCCCAAAUAGACAAGAAAACGUCUUUGAACUCUGCAAAUUUGAGCGCCACUACCACUCAUUCGCCAUCCACAACAAGCAAAGCGAGGAAAUCCCAAUUCAUUGGCGUGCCCGUAAUGCCGCCUACAGUGCCCACAAUGGAGGUUACCCAAGCUGCAAAUACUGCACAAGCAACGAGCGAUGAUAAGGUAGCCGUGGAGAGCACACCGAUUGCGGCAAAAGAAAUUGAUAAUGAAAAUAUGACAGUGAAAGAGAAUGCAAGUGAAAUGAAUAAAACGGCAGUAAGUCAGGUGAAAUCAAGUGAUAAGAUAACCAACACUGCGACCAAUGUAAUGUCAGAAGUUAAUUCCCAGCCAAGUGAUUGUAAAGCAGCAGAGGAAUUGGAGGGGACAGAGCGUGUUGAUAUGCCAAAUGCCAAGGCUAAUGGGGCACAUAAUGGUGACAAAAAUGAAAUGGCGAUAACGGCUAAUCAGGUGUCGAUCAAUACGGCGGCACCAUUUGAGCGGCAUCAAGUGGGUCAAGAGCCAAAUCCAGAGGAAUUAGUAGAGCCCACCACCAUCAACACAAAAGCGGAGGCAACAAAACUCGUUGAAGCGGCAACUAUAAAAACAAUGCAGCAAACAAGCAAAGUAGAGACUCAAGAUACACAUACCGUCAAUGAAUCAGAAAACGCAAACGCAGAGAUUACCACAACAAGCAACAGCAGCGCUAGCCAGCUUAGUGAUUCGCACACCGAACAAACGGUACAGGAAAAGGUGGAAGAGAAGGUGGAGCAAAAGUCGAGUGAAGAGACAACGCAGAAGCUGGCCCACACCAAGACCACAACUACCACCAAAAAGCAGGUAAUCAAGUCUAGCACAUCUUCUACGCAGCGUUUCGAGAAUACCACCUUUGAUACGCUGGACGGUUUGCCAGAAGAGUUGCGCAAAGCGCUUGAGAGUGGCGGUAAGAUCAACACAAUUACUACCACAAAAACCAACAACAACAACAGCAGCAGCAGCAGCACUACCACCACCACCCCCAAUCCAACUGCUCCAUUCAACACGAACUUGAUGGAUAAUUUCAGUAAGCCCGUCGCCUUUACGCUACAACCAUAUGCGGAACGUAUCAGCAGCGCCGGCUCACCACGCAUAACCGUCUUCGAGGAAAGGCAUUUCGAGAGCAACCAGAAUGCAUAUACCGAAAUACGUACACGUGACGCAACCGGCGAGGAGAAGGUGCAGACGAGCACUGAAUCGCAUAACGAACGCGCCAAAUUAAAGAAGGUACACAGCCAUGGUGACGAAUUGGAUCAGCUCGGUAUUCAAGUCGAUGCUGAAGGUGUUGCAGCCGACAACUUAGAACCGAUGACGGUCACCGCGACUGCGGAGACGCGUAUAUCGGAAUUAGCCGAGAAUCCACAAGAUAUGCAAAGUAUUGAAAGGGGUAUUUUGAAUUUAUCGGAGAGUGGUAAACAAUUGCAACGCAACGAGUCGGGCGGUGUGGAGUAUACGGAGUGUGAGCAUCAAGUGCAGGAUUCAUAUGAGGAUGUGGAACAGAUUUUGGGCGGUAAUGAUGCCGCUGCCACUGUGGAUAGUGACAAGAAGCCGACGUUGCUGCGUGAGCUGAGUGAAACGUUGACUUUGACUAAGGAUGGUGAGAAACAGGUGACGCGCCGCAGCGAAACUACGAUAGAGACGCCGAAGAAGGGCGCUAAAUUACUUAAGAAAUCUGAUGAGGAGCGGCGUUUGGAGUUGGAGGCACAAAAGUUGAUUGAAAGCUAUCAAAAGGUAAAGAAAGAAGCCGAAAAGUUGUUUCAAUACGAAUUGUCCGUAGAGGAGGGCUUUGAUUUUGGCGACGACAAGCAAAGGAAGUCUGAAGAUGACGUCACGCCUAUGGUAAUAGAAGUAAAAGAUCAAGCAGAGUGUGAAAAAAAGACCGAAGAAAAAAAUGUGAGCGUUGAGGAAAAUUCAGUGUUAGAGAACAAGGUCGAGCCGUCAACUAAACAAAAUAAAAACACACAGCUAACACCAAAAGAAACAGGUGAACUAGCACGUGAAAUGUUUUCCCUGACUGAGGAGAAAGAUGUCGUAGGCGUGACACAAAAUUUAGUUCCUGAAAAAGUAAUGCAGCCUAGCUCAAGUCUUAACAAAUUAGAUGCUACGAAGCUUACUAUGGGGUUCUUGGAGGCUGAACGUCGGUUUGUGCAGCCAGAAGGCAAGAAAUUGGUUAGUGGUGUGGAGAUAAAAGUCGUUGAGCCACCAAAACCAACCCUGCCCACAAGCAUAUCACCAGACUUGCUCGAUAACGAGCCAAUUUACGUGUUGCAUAAGAAUAUUAUUGAGCAACCCAAACCUGAUUUGGUAGACGCCGAACUCAAUGACACUUUGGUGCCGCCUGUAUUAAGUAAAGUUAUAGAAAUCGAAGAGAUUAGAAAACCGAUUGAGGCUGAAGUCGAAUUACCUCAGCGCAUACGUCAAUUCGAAACCGUUGAGAUCAAGAUUAAACAAAAGCUGCCAGCAUCAACUAAUGUCAACGAAGCUGAAGCGGCCGGGAAAAUCACAAUGCAGGCGUCAAAAUCAACGCCACCGCCCAUCCCACAGAAACGUGAGCACAUAGCAGCAGAGGGCACGGCCAAAAAGGAGCUCACGACUGCAUCACUGACAAGCGCACCCACACCCACACACACACCAACUGCUAAGAAACGUGGCUCCAUCGAACUGGCCACCGCCAGCGUUGGCGACCACACAACGAGUGCAAACAAGCUGCAAACGUCUAAAUUAGGUAUCCCAAUUAACACACCGAAAUUCCAACAAAACAACGCACAAAAUCAACAAACUACCAAAUCAGCACAACCACCGCCAGUAGUCGAUGCGCAACAACAACGACAACAACAAACAUUAGAGCGUAUUAUUGUCGGCGUAGAACAACAGCAAUUUGACGAUGCAAACAACAAGCAAACAGCAAUUAUUACCUUUGCCAGCGAAGAUUUGCCAACGGAAAUGGCGCCGGUCAGCUCACCGAAACAAGUUGUCGCGAAUGUGGUGAGCGGUGGCAAUAGCAGCGGUGCGAUUGCUGCUGAAUUGCAUUUGGAGACCAUUAACUUGCCAAAUGAGCCACAAAAUACGUUAACACCAACGGAGAAAUUGAGAAAAUCAGACCGCGUUGGCGAUGGCGAUGGCAUGCAAACGACAAAAACAACACCAACAACUGCGUCUACGACAUUUGUGUCAACAUCAUCUUCGGCCGAUUCGGUGCAAAGUGUCAUUGAAGUAGGUGGCAUUGUGGAAUCGCCAUCGGAGGAUGAAUUGGGCCGCGGCGUGUCGACGGAUGCAAGUGAAGAAGAUACAAGCACACAAACGCAUAGACAUGCAAACACACAUUCCAACACAUCUUCCCAGAAGUUGCUACAAUCGGUAGCCAACAGCCGAUCAGCCACCAGCAAGCGCCGACAACUGUUGCCGCCGCCACGAUUGCAAUGUCAACGCAGCGAUACCGGUAGCUGGCAGGCGAGCAGCGCACUGCAACAUUCGCUUUGA
Anastrepha ludens (Mexican fruit fly) is the source of this 7642-nucleotide messenger RNA. RefSeq names its product mucin-2-like. Bases 704 to 7642 code for a protein of 2312 amino acids. Gene Ontology annotation, molecular function: protein binding. NCBI's taxonomy places the organism in Eukaryota, Metazoa, Arthropoda, Insecta, Diptera, Tephritidae. The transcript is spliced from 5 exons. The record is from RefSeq and is a predicted model, not a curated record.